AUGGUGCGAACAGCGAAGCGCAACUAUAAGCUUAGGCUGGUCAAGUGCGCCAAGGAUCAUCCUAAGAAAUAUUACGGGUAUGUGCAAUCUAAAGGAACACUCAGGGAUGACGUGGGGCCGCUGAAGACCGGGGGGCAAGCCGUCACUGCAGACGAUAACAGUAAGGCGGACACACUAAGUAUCUACUUUAGCAGUGUUCAUCGUACGGACAACGGUGCUUCCUCAACCUGGUACACAGUAACUGCUCCGGUGGUUAUUGACGAUUUGCGUCCAACGGAGAACAUGCAAAAUGAUCGUGAUGAUGAUCGUGAUGAUGAUGAUGAUGAGGAGGAGGAGGAUGAUGAUGAUGAUGAUGAUGAUGAUGAUGACGAUGAUGAGGAGGAGGAGGAGGAUGAGGAUGAUGACGAGGACGACAACGACAACGACAACGACAACGAAAGUUAA
This is a messenger RNA of Echinostoma caproni, 444 nucleotides long. NCBI's taxonomy places the organism in Eukaryota, Metazoa, Platyhelminthes, Trematoda, Plagiorchiida, Echinostomatidae. The record is from the annotation of a GenBank genome assembly.